This is a messenger RNA of Musca domestica (house fly), 737 nucleotides long. RefSeq lists its product as uncharacterized. The coding region runs from base 186 to 692 and encodes 168 amino acids. The record is from RefSeq and is a predicted model, not a curated record. NCBI's taxonomy places the organism in Eukaryota, Metazoa, Arthropoda, Insecta, Diptera, Muscidae. The transcript has 2 exons.
AUUGACAUCGGGCCAUAUUAGGAGCAACUCACUGAUAGUAAAAACUUUGCGUUUUAGCAGAUAAGAAUUUUUUGGUCACAGCUAUUUCUUGUGUUCCUAUUGGCUAUGUUCAUAUAAAUAAUUUGCAAUUCCGUUUAUUAUGGCAGUAUCACUUUUCCUAAAGUAUAGUCACCUUUCUGUGAAAAAUGAAAUUAUUUCUCCUAAUGUUAUCCCUCGCCGAUUUAAGCCAGGUUUCGCUUGCCGCAGUCCUGGGAAGAGUUAAACGUGAAAUAACUGCAGAAGGUUUUGAAGUCGUAGCAGAUUUCAUAAAACAAUUGGCUGAUGCCACCGGACCAAUGGUAAAGUCGGUGCGCAAACAAAUGCCACAGACUGAAGUCUAUUCAACGUACAAGGAAGAUCUAGAAGAAUAUAUUUCCGCAUAUGAAGAAUUUAAAAAUGAGGAAGGCGUGUGCUACUAUAAGUCGAUCGACUUAUUAGAGAAAUUCGUUGAGCUUACGGACAAAUAUGAAAAGGAAGAUGCUACUCCCGAGGCCAAAAAACUGGAUGAAUUGUUCAAAAGCUAUGACAGCAAGAAAUUGGAAAAGGAAAUUGAAAAAUUUUAUGAGAGAGUGGGAGCAAUGGAAAUGGACAAAUCAGAUGAACACGAAAUGGAUAGAAGUCGAAUAUUCAGUAAAAUGUCGGAGAUCUGCUAAUAUGUUAAACAAAUAAAAUGAAGCUUAUGGAUACAUAUAAACAAA